Molecule: messenger RNA, 2106 nt
Organism: Mya arenaria
Lineage: Eukaryota; Metazoa; Mollusca; Bivalvia; Myida; Myidae
Exons: 3
Coding region: 1-2106 (701 amino acids)
Source: RefSeq, a predicted model, not a curated record
AUGAGAAAAGAAAAUAAGGAAUCAGUUAAAAUUUCCCGAAGAGGUAGAACAGAAAAGAACGGCAAAGAUAGAACUUCCCGUAGAAUUAGCAAGGAAAACAUCGACCCAGUCAGAAUUUCCCGAAGAGUUGAAAAGGCAAAUAUCGACCCAGUCAAAAUUUCCCGGAGAGUUGACAUGAACAAUAUCGACCCUGUCAGAAUUUCUCAGAGGGUUGACAGGUCAAAUAUCGACCAAGUAAGAAUUUUCCGGAGAGUUGACGUGAACAAUAUCGACCUUGUCAGAAAUUCCCGGAGAGCUGGCAAAGAAAAUAUUGACCUAUUUAGAAAAUCCCGGAGAGUUGGCAAGGGCAAUAUCGAACCAGUAAGAGUUUCCCGAAGGGAUGUUAAGGAGAAUAUCAACUCAAGUAGAAUUUCCCGCAGAGUUGACAACCAAGUUAGAACUUCCCAGAGAGUUGGGAAGGACAUUAGCGACCAAGUUAGAAUUUCCCGCAGAGUUGACAACCAAGUUAGAACCUCCCAGAGUGUUGGGAAGGACAUUAGCGACCAAGUUAGAAUUUCCCGUAGAGUUGACAACCAAGUUAGAACUUCCCAGAGUGUUGGGAAGGACAUUAGCGACCAAGUUAGAAUUUCCCGUAGAGUUGACAACCAAAUUAGAACUUCCCAGAGAGUUGGGAAGAACAAAAGCGACCAAGUUAGAAUUUCCCGUAGAGUUGACAACCAAGUUAGAACUUCCCAGAGAGUUGGGAAUGACAUUAGCGACCAAGUUAGAAUUUUCCGGAGGGUAGACAUGAACAAUAUCGACCCUGUUAGAAAUUCCCGGAGAGUUGUAAAGGACAAUAUCCACCCACUUAGAAAUUCGCGGAUAGUUGACAAAGACAAUGUCGACCUAUUUCGAAAAUCCCGGAGAGUUGCCAAUAACAAUAUCGAACCAUUUAGAAUUUCCCGAAGAGAUGGUCACGAGAAUAUUAACUCAGUUAGAAGUUACGGCAUAUUUGAAAAGGACAAUACCAAACAAGUUAGAAAUUCUCAGAGAUUUGGCAAGGAACACGGAGCUCGAAACAGACACGACAGAGUUAGAGAGAUGAAGAGGGGAGAUGUACAAAAUGGGGAUUACAGGAGAUAUUUUGCACAAGGGAGAGAUGAAUUGAGGGAAAAUCUAGUAAGAUUAUUCGGGAGCAACAGACGGGUAAAAGUGCGUGAUAAUUCAAUGAGAAAUAAACAACAGGGGUUUAAUGAUAAUGAACAAAAGGAAAUUCUGAAACAGUCUUCUAAUAACAUUAGAGAGACCCUUUCGAGAUCAAGUAGCAUACUAAGACGGUCUGAUGAAACAAAGAAAUGGUCAGUAAUUCGUAUUCAGUCUACAAAACCUAGAGAAACAAACAUUCGAAGACAGCCACAGACUAUGCAUAGAAGACGAGAAGAAACGGAUAACUCUGCUAGGGGAAUGCGUAACCAGGAAAAUGAAGGGGGUGAUAGGACAAGUAAUACUCGCAGUAACAUAAAUACAACUACUAGAAGACGAAUAAUGAACCAAAAUAGUCGCGACCUAAAACGCGAGGUUUCAAACAUACACCAGAGAAACGAACGCUCGACAUAUCGGGAAACCAUACAUUCGUCUCUGGGUUACAUUGACGUCGAUUUGAAAAACAUUGGGAUGUAUAAGGACGAUAUGUCUAGUUUUCAGCUGGACCAUAGACAAAAUAGGAAAAGGGAGCACUCUGGUAGUAUAUUUUCAAUUCAUCGGCAACAUGAUGAUAUGGAGGCGAUAUUUUCACCCGAUAGAAGGCGGAACAACGACAGACGGCGGAACAAUUUCUCACGGACACGAAUGCAAAUGCAUUUACAGAGAAGCAUGAAUCCUUUGAAAACAUUUUCAAAUCGCAGAGAAACAAUAUGGUCAAAACGAGAGAGGGUCGACAUUGGACAAAAACUGGAAAUGAACAGCUAUAUGUCAAGAAGGCGUCAGGAAGAAAUGAAGCCUAGCGUAUUGCGGCACUCUUAUACGACGGCAAUUGACAACAGUUGGGCCGAUGUGGCGUUGCGUACGAUUAUGUUGGGUGUGGUCGGGCUUGCAGGGUCACGCUUCUGGCACAAGCCUACCGACUAG